GGUGCAGGCUCCCGUGAUGGCCUGUCCUGGGGCUUGAGGUGUCUCCAAGGGCUUGGCAGGGCCCACGGGUGCCCGUCCCAGGGUGUGACUGUACCGCGCUGCCAACAGCCAGCCCCGACCCACGCUGGGACCCCGCUGGAGCCGCCCCUCAGUGCGGGGGCGACUCCUAAUAGCCACGAAGGGAGCGGAGUUGCAGGCAGUGGCAUUGCUUGCGGCUGUGCGCUUUGUGCCACGGGGGGAGGCGUUGCCCGCUCUGGCGGGGCCCCGUUCCCUGCCCUCCUGCCCCUCGGUAAUACAACAGGCUACACCCAGACACUUGCCCAGCAGCUAAGAACACCGGGGCUCAAUUCAUUCUCUUCUGCAGCACACACACUACUCGAGCACUGGUUGCUGCCCCACCUAGGCCCCUGCAGUGGGGAUGGAGCUCUAGCUGAUCAGCCCCAUGUGAGAGGAGAGGAACUGAGGCUCCAAUCCAUUGCCUUUCCCAGCUGAGAUACAAAUCGGGGGCAGAACAGGGCGCCAUGGCGGACUAUCGGAUCCGCGAGUACAGAGACGAGGACUACGAGAUGGUGCGCGAGCUGUUUGCCACUGGGAUGAGCGAGUACGUCCCUGCCCUGUGUGUGCACGUGCUAAAGCAGCCCUGGGUGAUCCUGGUACUGGCCUGCACCUUCUGCAUCCUGCUCACCAGCUCCAAGUCCCUCCUGCUGCCCAUCCUGGCCAUCACGCUGCUCCUGGCUACGGGGCGGCAGCUGCUCGGCUACUUCUGGACCAUGUAUAUCGAGCACUGCUUGAAGGAGGACCUGCUGGACAUCAGGACAACCUACAUGGGUAGCAAGGGCUCCUGCUUCUGGGUGGCAGAAGCGGAUGAGUGUGUGGUGGGCACCGUGGCUGCCAGGCCGUCUGACGAUCAGGAGGGGGAGCUGAUGCUGAAGCGGAUGUCGGUGCGGAAGGACUACCGGGGGCUGGGCGUUGCCAGGGCGCUGUGCCAGGCGGUGAUCUGCUUCGCCCAGCAGCAGGGCUGCCGCGCCGUGGUGCUGAACACCCUGAUGGUGCAGGACGAGGCCCGCCUGAUGUACGAGCGCGUGGGCUUCGCGAAGUACCGUGAUGAUGUGCUGCCCACCGUCUACGGGAGACUGGCCAACGUCACCAUCUCCAAGUACAGGUACAGCGUCCCCCGCAGGAGCUGACUCCGCGCUGCUGCCAAGGGCUGGAACCAGUAUCUCCUGUUCCCUCGCCCCGGAGCAUACAGAGCGCGAGACACAGCUGACUGGUCACCUUGCAGAGCGCUGCCCUGAAGGAAGUGGUGUCUCGCUCUUACUGGCCUAUGCUACCGAUGUCUGAUUGCUCUGUGCAGUGGGGGAGAGCCGACCGGAUCCGCUUUGGCCUGUUGCCUGGCUGCCUUCUCGAGACGCAGACGGUGUGUUUCCCAGGGCGCUGGCCUGACAGACACACCGACAUUGUCCCGCUGACCUCCGGCCUUGUCUGCACCAAGGGCUCGGAGCUGGGCCCGGUGCGUUCGAGGCCUGUUCAGUCCGCUGCCUCGAUGCCGCAGUUCAGACGGGUUCCUCAGGCUGAGCGCGCUGGGCUCCGUGUAGUCUGCGUGCACAGGAAACUCGCUCGGCAGGGAGGUUUCCAUGCUCACCACUGGGACGGGAUGACUCUGGGGGGUGGGUCGUGGUGAGAUGCUGGUAAAUCACUAGUUCAAACCCAGCUCACGUGGGUGGGAAUGGCGUUGAAUCCACGUGCAUUGUGUUCUUUCAGUGGCCUUUGAGGACACCAAGCGGUCUUGGGGUGGGGUAUCACACCUGGAUCUAACUGGAUGGGGUGUCGUCAUCACCGUCAGAAGCCCUAGACUGAGUGGGCCGUGGGGACUGAAGUCCCCUCCUGUUUGGAGGAACCUCUUUGUAAGCAGAACCUGUCUCCACCCCUGCUGGAAGAAGGUUCAUCCAGCCCUUCUUCCUAGCAUCAAAUCCACCUAGAAAGCUGAACAGGCAUUUGUGUCGUUCUCCCCAGCAGGCUGCCUGUGGGCCGGAGUCCCUCCAUCCGGCACUCAGCUCAGCAUGCUGCCGAGGCAGCGGUUCCAGGGGCUGGGAGUCCCAGCUCUGGGCCAGUGCUGCGUUGCUGUAGUGUUGGUGUUGUGGCACUUUGGUGAAUAAAGAAAUUGCUACAUCGC
Molecule: messenger RNA, 2173 nt
Organism: Mauremys reevesii (Reeves's turtle)
Lineage: Eukaryota; Metazoa; Chordata; Testudines; Geoemydidae
Product: probable N-acetyltransferase camello
Exons: 4
Coding region: 522-1187 (221 amino acids)
Molecular function (GO): N-acetyltransferase activity
Source: RefSeq, a predicted model, not a curated record